Molecule: messenger RNA, 1989 nt
Organism: Drosophila ficusphila
Lineage: Eukaryota; Metazoa; Arthropoda; Insecta; Diptera; Drosophilidae
Product: phospholipase B1, membrane-associated
Exons: 4
Coding region: 560-1822 (420 amino acids)
Biological process (GO): phospholipid metabolic process
Molecular function (GO): glycerophospholipase activity
Source: RefSeq, a predicted model, not a curated record
GCUAAUACCACGCAUGUCAGGUGUAAUAACCGUCGGUCUAGACUGGAAACAGUGUCUGGGGACUAUUUAUAUCGGCCGAACGAAAGUGAACAUCACGUUAAACGCUUCGCAGUCGCGGCUUUAACCGGUAUCAGUCUGACAGACGAUAUAUAUGUUUUUUUUUCUCCAUUUUGUACUUGUGUUCUGUUUCGACAGUCGCAUAUGCGAGAUUAUUGCGGCUUUGUUUUUAGUUGUAUUCCAUUUUAUUCUAUGCGUAGUCGUCAUCCGACGAUCGCUGGGACUCCGUAUAAAAUCAGCAUAAUCAGAAAUUCUACCCAGCAGUUGGUUCUAAGCCAUUGACGGAGCCGGACGCUCAUCGUGCUUUCGGUCUGGAAUAGUUGAUCGGUUUCCCACUUUACCUGGCCCUCCAGUAAUUGUGCAGUGAAAAAUAAGAGCUGCAAGAUUUACCCAGCUAGAAGUGAAGUGAAAAUUAAUAGAGUCAAAAGACACCUAAUUAUAAUUAUAGACUCCGUGUUUAAAUCGUAUCUACAUAAACACAGUCAAGAAGCUGUCUCUCGAAAUGUCAUCGCAUCGGCUUAUUUGCUUUGGCCUCCUCUUCCUGCUCGCUUUGGGCCAAGUGACGUCACAGCGCACGUCACUCGACGUGGCUCUGAGGAACGUCUACAGACCGCUGCGUCUUCUGGGCCUGACUUUUACUGGGCGCUCCGGCGACGAUCCACAAAACGUGCAGCGCGUUCAAAAUGCGGGGAAAACCCAGAGGUCCAAUCCCCGCACCCGAGCCCUGCUGGAGUUCUGCGAUGCGGAGCACGGACCAGGACGACGCAGCCAGGAGCGGCCGACCAGUGUCCACCGCCUGCGACCCGGAGACAUCGAUGUGAUCGGGGCCAUGGGCGACUCGCUGACCGCCGGGAACGGGAUCUUCGCCACGAACCUGCUCCACGUGACCGUGGAGAAUAGGGGCGUGGUGUGGUCCAUCGGGGGGCAGUACGACUGGCGCAAGUACCUCACGCUGCCCAACAUCCUCAAGGAGUUCAAUCCGAAUUUGUACGGCUAUGCGAUCAAGGACGGCAUCUCCACGGACCGCUCCUCCCGCUUCGAUGUCGCCGAACUGGCCGCCAUGUCCAGGGACAUGCCGUACAUGGCCAAGGUCCUGGUGAAGCGCAUGCAGCGGGAUCCCAAGGUGAACAUGACCGAGGACUGGAAGCUCAUCACCCUCUUCAUCGGCAACAACGACUUCUGCACGGACAUCUGUUACUAUCCGGAUCCGGAGAAAACCGUUGACUGGCACGAGCGGAACAUGGUGAAGACCUAUCGCUAUCUCAGGGACAACGUGCCACGCCUCAUGCUGAACGUAGUGCCCGCCCCCAACCUGAGGUUCCUCACCAACCUCUCUGGGUUGCCGCCGAUCUGCUACAGUACUCUCCGCUUCGAGUGUCCCUGCCUGAUGGGCAAGGGCAAGGCGCAGCUGGACUAUCUGGAGGGCAUCAUGAAGCGCUGGAUCGCCAAGGACUCGGAGAUCGCCAACAGGGAGGAGUUCAACACCGAGACAUUUACUAUCAACGUGCAGCCCUUUUCACAGUUCAAAGACUUUCCGCGCACACGCUCUGGAAAAACGGAUACUCGAUUCUUCUCGGAGGACUGUUUCCAUCUCAGCCAGCGAGGACACGCUUCGGCGGCUAAUUCGAUAUGGAACAACAUGCUGGAAAUGCCCGGGGAAAAGAGUGGAUUCGCCACCCAUCUCUUCGAGACCUUUCGAUGUCCCACGGAGCAGCGUCCUUACCUCAUCACCCGGGAGAACAGUCGUCCGGAGUUUGUGAUCUAAUCCAAAGUGGGCCUGUUCUCCUCUGUGAACUACUCCCUGUGAUAUCGCGCCUAAGUCUUCUCUCCAAGUUUGCCCAUUUAUUUGUAGUUUUAAUUAGCCCCUCGCUAAGUGUAAAUAUUCUGUGAGAAUCAGAAAGUCAAAUAAAAUGAUAUUCUUGAAUUACGUGA